This is a messenger RNA of Dunckerocampus dactyliophorus (ringed pipefish), 8692 nucleotides long. It is a transcript of the gene flnba, whose product is annotated as filamin-B. The transcript has 49 exons. The coding region runs from base 301 to 8124 and encodes 2607 amino acids. Gene Ontology annotation, biological process: actin cytoskeleton organization. Gene Ontology annotation, molecular function: actin filament binding. Lineage: Eukaryota; Metazoa; Chordata; Actinopteri; Syngnathiformes; Syngnathidae. The record is from RefSeq and is a predicted model, not a curated record.
GAACGUCAGAGCGCUCGGUUAUCCUCAGUUAGUCUGGCAUUGUCGGUGCUUGGCGAUCGAAUGGUGGAAAACAUUGUCCACUAUCUACAAGUGGUAUAACGUCCUAGCUAUCCAAGUGAGAGAAUAGCUCAGCUACACAAAUUCCAAGUUUUGAAAGCGACAGUGAAUGCAGCAGGAGCUAGUGGUUGUGCUUGUCUUCCAAAGUAGUCCCAAGUCAGUGGAGUCUUCCCAGAGGAAGCACCGCGCACCGGCCCGGUUCCCCUCACGUUGAAACACGGUCCAGCAGUGAGAGAAGUCACCAUGCCGACCACGGAGAAGGACCUGGCGGAGGACGCCCCGUGGAAGAAGAUCCAGCAGAACACAUUUACGCGCUGGAUAAACGAGCACCUGAAGUGCGUCAACAAGCGGAUCGUGGACCUUCAGCUCGACUUGGGCGACGGCCUGAGACUCAUCGCGCUACUGGAGGUCCUGAGCCACAAGAAGAUGCACCACAGGUUCCACCAGAGGCCCAACUUCAGGCAGAUGAAGCUGGAGAACGUCUCGGUCGCUCUGGAGUUUCUGGACAACGAGAACAUCAAGCUUGUCUCCAUCGACUCCAAAGCGAUUGUGGAUGGCAACCUGAAACUGAUCCUCGGUCUGGUCUGGACUCUGAUCCUGCACUACUCCAUCUCCAUGCCCAUGUACGAGGGCGAGGAUGACGAGUCCGAGUCCAAGACCCCCAAGCAGCGUCUGCUGGGCUGGAUCCAGCACAAAGUCCCAGACCUGCCAAUCACCAACUUCAACCAAGACUGGAGGACAGGAAUGGCUCUGGGAGCGCUGGUGGACGGCUGUGCACCAGGCCUGUGUCCAGAUUGGGAGACGUGGGAUCCAGUGAAACCAGUGGAAAACGCCACUGAAGCCAUGCAACUAGCCGAUGAAUGGCUGGGAAUCCCGCAGGUGAUUGCUCCAGAGGAGAUCAUCGACCCACAGGUUGAUGAGAUGUCUGUGAUGACCUACCUAUCACAGUUCCCCAAAUCCAAACUAAAGCCAGGAGCGCCACUGAAGCCCAAACUCAACCCCAAGAAGGCCCGUGCUUAUGGACCAGGUAUUGAACCAGCGGGCAACAGGGUGCUUCGCCCUGCUGUGUUCACAGUGGACACUUUCAGCGCUGGACAGGGUCAGGUCACUGUUUAUAUGGACCAACCGGACGGCACCAGAGAGGAGCUGAAGGUGGAGCCCAAUGAAGCCAAGAAGACCUACAAUGUCUCCUAUGUUCCUCAAGUGAUGGGACCUCACAAGGUGACGGUGUUGUUUGCAGGCCAGCCCAUUCCUAAGAGUCCCUUUGAGGUCAACGUGGACAAAGCACUGGGUGACGCCUCCAAAGUGGCGGUGAAAGGACCAGGAAUCGAACCUAUGGGCAACAUUGCUAACAAACCCACAUACUUCGACAUCUACACUGCUGGGGCGGGCACAGGAGACGUGACCGUCAUGGUUAAAGACCCUCAAGGCCGUGACAACACCGUGGAGGUGAUGAUAGAGGAUAAGGGUGACAACUUGUACCGCUGCACUUACCGACCCACCCAGGCCGGCCUGCACACUGUCAGCGUCACCUUCGGAGGCGGCAGUGUGCCCAGGAGUCCCUUCAUGGUGGACGUGGGCCCAGCCUGCGUACCGGGCGCGUGCAGAGCAAUGGGCCGUGGCCUACGGGCGUCUGGUAUGAGAGUGCAGCAAUUGGGUGACUUCAGGGUGGACACCAGGAACGGCGGCAGUGGAGAGCUGAAGAUUGUGGUCAAAGAUCCCAAGGGUGGCGAUGAGCGAGUGAAGCACAUAUCCAGUCAAGACAACGUACACUCCUAUGAGUAUUACCCCAUCAGUACAGGCAAAUAUACAGUCGCCAUUGCCUGGGGUGGCCAGCAUAUCCCCAAGAGUCCCUUUGAAGUGGUCGUGGGUCCGGAGGCGGGUCCUCAGCAGAUCAGGGCCUGGGGUCCUGGUCUAGAAGGAGGGGUUGUGAGCAAACCUGCCAUCUUUGUCGUGGAGUCUGUUGGCAGCGACGUCGGUGUCCUGGGUUUUGCCAUCGAGGGGCCGUCACAGGCCAAGAUAGAGUGUGAGGACCAGAAUGAUGGCUCAUGUGAUGUCCAGUACUGGCCCACAGAGCCCGGUGAGUACGCCGUGCAUGUGACCUGCGACGACGAGGACAUCGAACACAGCCCCUUCAUGGCAUACAUCCUCCCUGACCGCCACAUCAACCACCCCGACAAGGUCCAAGCAUUUGGACCCGGGCUUGAGAAGAAUGGCUGCUUGGUCCACGAGCCAGUGGAGUUCACUGUCAGCGCUAAGGAUGCUGGGAACGGACCUCUGAAGAUCAUAACACAGGACGCAGAGGGUCUUCCUGUGGAGGUGAAGGUGAGGAGCAAAGGAGACGGGCUGUACUCGUGCUCGUACACGCCCACCUCGGCGCUCAAACACACGGUGGCCGUGGCCUGGGGAGGAGUCAGCAUCCCCAACAGCCCCUUCAGGGUCAAUGUGGGCAAAGGUAGCCACCCCAACUUGGUCAACGUAUUCGGUCCUGGCGUGGAAAGGACAGGCCCCAAGGCCAAUGAGCCGACACACUUCACAGUGGACUGUUCCGGAGCUGGAGAUGGUGACGUCAGCGUGGGCAUCAAGUGCGACGCCAACAUGGUCGGCGAUAAAGAGGCUGAUGUGGACUUUGACAUCAUUCCAAACGCCAACGACACCUUCACUGUCAAGUACAUCCCGCCUGCUGCCGGGAAGCUCACCAUUAAAGUCCUGUUCACCGACAAGGAAGUUCCUCAGAGUCCUUUCCUCGUCAAAGUGGAUCCCUCCCAUGACUCAUCAAAGGUCAAGGCAGAGGGUCCUGGACUGGCUCGCACUGGUGUUGAGAGCGGCAUACCGACUCAUUUUACAGUGCUGACUAAAGGAGCCGGGAAAGCGCUGCUGGACGUUUCCUUCUCAUCUCCUGUCAAGGACUUUGACGUCAUCGACAACUAUGACUACUCUCAGACUGUCAAAUACACACCUGUGACGCCGGGCGACAUGAGCAUCACGGUAAAGUUUGGAGGAGAUCCCAUCACAAAGAGCCCCUUCACGGUCGGUGUGGCAGCCCCCCUGAACCUCAAUAACGUCACGGUGGACAACUUGGACGGACGAGUGGAGGUGGGACAAGAGCAGCACUUCAAGGUGGACAUGAAGGAAGCAGGGGGUCAGGGUCGCUUGGAGGUUGAAGUGCUGAGUCCCAGCCAGAAGGCAGUGCCCUGUAAAGUGGAGCCUCAACCUGGAAAUGCAGAUGUCCGCCUGGUCCGUUACACACCCACAGAAGAGGGGGUGUACGCCGUCAAUGUGUCUUAUGAUGGACAUCCCAUCUCUGGGAGCCCCUUCCCCGUGGAAGGACAGCUGCCACCGGACCCAAGCAAGGUAAAGGCUUUCGGUCUGGGCCUGAAAAGAGGUCUGGUGGGAAACCCAGCAGAGUUUACCAUUGACACCAAAGGCGCCGGGACAGGAGGGCUGGGUCUGACGGUGGAGGGUCCGACAGAAGCCAAGAUCGAGUGCUCAGACAAUGGAGAUGGGACCUGCUCUGUCUCCUACCUGCCUACUGAACCUGGAGAAUACCUGGUCAACAUCCUAUUUGAGGAGGUCCACAUCCCAGGCUCGCCGUUCAGAGCGGACAUCCAGAUGCCCUUUGAUCCCAGCAAGGUGGUGGCAUCUGGGUUGGGCCUGACCAAGGCUAAGGUGGGUGAAGCCAAUGUGGUCGAUGUGGACUGCUCUCGUGCUGGACACGGUCAGCUCAGCCUGGAGGCCGUCCCAGAUCCAUCCACUGGUUCUGCACCCUCAGGUAUGAAAGCCGAGACGGAGGUGGUGGACAACAAAGACGGGACCUACACGGUCACUUAUGUCCCUCUGACCUCUGGUAUGUACACACUGCUGCUGAAGUAUGGAGGCAAGACCGUUCCUGGUUUCCCAGCCAAGGUGAUGGUGGACCCUGCUAUCGAUGUCUCCAAGGUCAAAGUGUUUGGACGUGGAGUGGACGGAAAAGGUGUUUUCAAAGAUGCCACCACAGCAUUUACAGUGGACGCUCGCCCUCUGACCCGGCGAGGAGGAGAGCACGUGAAGGUGGAGAUCAGGAGUCCUUCUGGAGCGCUGGCAGACUGCAUGGUUACAGACAAGGCGGACGGGACGUACAGGGUCGAGUACACUCCCUUUGAGAGCGGUGACCACAGCAUCCAGGUUAUCUAUGACAACACCCCGGUUCUAAAGAGCCCAGUCAGGGUUUCUGUGUCUGAGGGCUGCGACCCUAGCAGGGUGAUGGCUACUGGGCCUGGGCUCCAGAAUGGCCUAACUGACAGGCCCAAUGCCUUCGACAUCAUUACCAGAGGGGCUGGCACAGGAGGUCUCGGCAUCGCCGUGGAGGGUCCAUCAGAGUCAAAGAUGGCGUGCAAAGACAACAAAGAUGGCAGCUGCAGUGUGGAGUAUAUUCCCCUUACGCCGGGCAUCUAUGAUAUCAAUAUCACCUACGGAGGAGAGCACAUCCCAGGGAGUCCCUUCAAGGUUCCUGUGCAGGACAUUGUUGACCCUCAUAAGGUCAAAGUGUCUGGUCCAGGUGUGGGUCAAGGGGUCAGAGCCCAAAUUCCUCAGUCGUUCACUGUGGACUGCAGAAAGGCGGGUGAGGCCCCGCUUGCCGUGACCGUCAACGCCCCUAGAGGCGUUUCGGAGCCUGUGGAGGUGGUGCACAACAGGGACGGCACCCACACGGUGUCCUACACGCCCUCUGUGGAGGGCCUGUACUCCGUGGCUGUCCAGUAUGCGGAGGAGGAUAUCCCCCGCAGUCCCUUCAGGGUUCGGGUCCUGCCCACUCACGAUGCCAGUAAAGUACGAGCCAGCGGUCCUGGCCUGACCAGCAAAGUUCUCGCCAGCUUCCCAGUCGAGUUCAACAUUGACACCAAGCAAGCUGGCCAGGGACAGCUCAGCGUGCUCAUCACUGACCAGGACGGUAAGCCUAAGCUGCCCAGUAUCCAUGACAACGGAGAUGAUACAUACGAGGUGUCUUACAUACCUGACCGUGCGGGUCGCUACACCAUCAUCAUCAAGUACGGCGGUGACGACAUCCUUACAUCGCCCUACAGAGUCCAGGCGACGGCAACAGGAGAUGCCAGCAAGUGCUUUGCCACCGGCCCAGGUGUGGGCCCCAUCGUGGCCCUGGGUGAGGACCUGGCCAUCGUCGUGAAUGCUAAGGGAGCCGGGAAGGGUAAGGUCAAUUGCGUGGUGGUGCGGCCGGACGGCAGUGAGGUGGACGCUGAGGUCAUGGAGAACGAGGACGGCACCUUUGAUAUUUUCUGCACGGCUCUGAUGCCUGGGAAAUAUGUGAUAUAUGUGCGCUUUGGAGGAGAAAACAUCCCUGGAAGUCCCUUCAAAGUCAUGGCAACCGAUGAGGUACCCAUGAUCCAAGAGCAGACGUCACUCCAGCAACAAGCUGCUCCACCAGGAGCUGGCUUCCAUCCCUGGGUGACCUCAGACAACUAUGAGGUCGUCAGCGACAGUGUGAACGGAAGCGGCUUCAGACCUUUUGACCUGGUCAUACCCUUCUCCUUCAAUAGGGGACAAAUCACUGGCGAGGUGCUUAUGCCUUCGGGGAAGUCUGCUCAGCCUAUGAUCAUGGACAACAUGGACGGAACUGUGACUGUGCAGUAUUCGCCCACCGAGGCCGGCCUGCACGAGAUGCACAUCAAACACAACGGCACACACAUUCCAGAGUCUCCUCUUCAGUUCUACGUGAACCAUGGCAGCAGUCCAAAUGUCACAGCCUACGGUCCUGGUCUCAGCUACGGAAUCGCCAACAAGACGGCUGCCUUCACCGUCAACACGGAGGAUGCCUCGGAAGGAGGCCUGGACCUGGCCAUCGAGGGUCCGUCCAAGGCGGAGAUCAGCUGUGUGGACAACAAGGAUGGCACGUGCAGCGUCAGCUACCUGCCCACGCUGCCAGGAGACUACAAUAUCUUGGUCAAAUACAACAACAAACACAUCGCCGGCAGCCCCUUCACCGCCAAGAUUACGGAGGACAAACAACGUCGCUCUCAGGUCAAACUGGGCUCGGCGGCAGAUUUCUUCCUGGAUAUCAAUGAGACGGACCUCAGCCUGCUGAAUGCUAGCAUCAUGGCGCCAUCGGGCCGCGAGGAGCCCUGCCUGCUCAAGAGGAUGGCCAACAACCACAUCGGUAUCUCCUUUAUCCCCAGGGAGGUUGGCGAGCAUCGCGUCAGCAUCAUGAAGAACGGCCGCCACGUCGCUAACAGCCCCAUCACCAUCAUGAUUGUGCAGUCGGAGAUAGGCGAUGCCAGCCGGGUCAAAGCUCACGGCGACGGCCUUGUGGAGGGCACCACUUUUACCGACGCAAGCUUUGUGGUGGACACACGAGAGGCGGGUUAUGGCGGCCUCGCUCUGUCCAUCGAAGGUCCCAGUAAGGUUGACAUCCAGACGGACGACAUUGAGGAUGGAACGUGUCUGGUCACUUAUUGUCCCACUGAGCCUGGGAACUACAUUGUCUCUAUUCGUUUCUCUGACAAGCACAUCCCAGGAAGUCCAUUCACAGUGCAGGUGACGGGGGAGGGUCGCAUCCGCGAGAGCAUCACUCGCAAACAGAAGGCUGCGCCUGUCGCUGGUGUGGGCAGCGUCUGUGACCUCAGCUUGAAGAUACCAGCGCUGGAUGUGCGUGAUGUGACGGCCGAGGUCACGUGCCCAUCUGGAUCCAGUCAGCCUGCCCAGCUGGUCACCAUGGGCAACGACACCUACUGCGUGCAGUUCGUGCCCUCCGAGACAGGUGUGCACAGGGUGAACGUAAGGUACCAGGGCAGCCACGUGCCCGGCAGCCCUUUCCAGUUCACCGUGGGGCCGCUGGGUGAGGGCGGUGCCGCCAAGGUCAAAGCUGGUGGUCCAGGACUGGAGGCAGCACUGGCGGGAGAGCCAGCGGAGUUCAGUAUCUGGACCAGAGAGGCCGGCGCCGGGGGUCUGUCUGUGGCCGUGGAGGGACCCAGCCGGGCAGAGAUCUCCUUCGAUGACCGCAAAGAUGGGUCCUGCGGUGUCUCUUACGUGGCCCAGGAGCCCGGUAAUUACGAGAUUGCCGUGAAGUUCAACGACCAGCACAUCCCAGACAGUCCCUACUUGGUCCCUGUUGUGGCCCCCCCCACCUAUGACACCCACCGCCUGAAUAUUAGUGGCCUUCAGAAAUCUGGUCUGAAGGUCAACCAGCCAGCGACAUUUAAUGUGUGCAUGGACGGAGCCAAGGGCAAGCCAGAGGCCAAGGUCACAAGCCCCUCUGGAGCACGGCAGGAGUGUGUCGUCAGCCUGCUGGAAAAAGAUAAGUACGCCAUCCAGUUCAUUCCCAGGGAGACAGGUCUUCACACUGUCGAUGUCAAGUUGGGCUCUGAAGUCCAAGGAACGUCUUUCACCGUCCUGGUCGGGAAGCCAGAGCAGGCUGGAAAUCCUGGUCUGGUGUCAGCAUACGGCGCUGGUCUGGAGAGAGGCACCUCGGGUGCCCAGUCCGAGUUCACCAUUGACAACACCAAGGCGGGUCAGGGGGCUCUGGCCGUGACUAUCGAGGGCCCGUCCAAGGUCAAGAUGGACUGUCUGGAGGUGGCUGAGGGCUACAAGGUGCAUUACACACCUAUGGCUCCAGGAAACUACGUCAUCAGCAUUAAGUAUGGAGGCUCGGACCACAUUACUGGAAGUCCCUUCAAGGCCAGAGUCACGGGUCCUCCACUGGUGAACAUGAGCAGCGCCAGCGUGUCAUCCACGCUGACCGUAGAACCACCAGCGGGAGGGUCCAGCAGUAGCCUGGCCCUCAGCAGGCCGGCCGCCUCGGACGCCAGCAAGGUGCUGAGCCGAGGCCUUGGACUCAGCAAGGCCUUUGUGGGCCAGAAGAGCAGCUUCUCUGUGGACUGCAGCAAGGCCGGUAAGAACAUGCUAGUGGUGGGCGUCCACGGCCCUGAGGUUCCCUGCGAGGAGGUUCUAAUCAAGCACCUGGGAGACAUGCAGUACAACGUCAGCUAUGUGCUGAGGGAACACGGAGACUACGUCCUGGUGGUCAAGUGGGGCGAGGACCACAUCCCCGGAUCGCCCUUCCAUGUUAACGUCCCAUGAUUAGCUAAACAUGAUGCUCCGCUCUUUACUUUGUACGCUAAAUUAUUUGCUGCUUCAGUCGCAUGUUUUUUUAAGGAAUGUAAAACUUAAAACUUCUCAUUGUUAUGGAACAAGUGAAAAUGUGUUUUAAUCUCGCCCAUAUUGAUAUUAAGCAGACAAAUGUUGCUGGAAUUAUUUUAAAAGAAGUAGCAUUUCCAAAGUGUUAAAAAUGGACGCUGCCAAAAUUUUAACUGGAAUUCAGAGUAUUUCAUGAGCCAAACUUCCUUCUCAUCCUCCAAAUUGCCAAUUGUGCUAAGUGUGAAUUACGACUGGACUUUACAUGUAGACUACUGACGUUCAUUCAAAUUCCCACAAUCCCUUGCUGCAUGUCAACUUCAGCUUCAUUGUUGUCACACGCAUGGAUUUGAUCACAAUGUUGAGUUGUGAUGUUUCCCUCGUUGGCCUGUACAGUGAGGGCAUCGGUCCACUAAUGAUGUUCUAUGUAAGGGAAAACAUUUUGGUCUCUGGAUCGAAUGUUUUAAGUGUGAGCGAAUCACUGUGAUAAUGUACAUUUGAUAAUAAAAAUGAA